This is a messenger RNA of Arachis ipaensis, 1914 nucleotides long. NCBI's taxonomy places the organism in Eukaryota, Viridiplantae, Streptophyta, Magnoliopsida, Fabales, Fabaceae. The record is from RefSeq and is a predicted model, not a curated record.
AUGCAAGAACUACACCACAGAAUGCAAGACCUAGAGCACCGACUGGCAGACCGGGAACAUCGUCAACAAACUCCCGAAUCGAGCCACUCCCGCUCCGUCUCAAGAAGCCGCUCCCGACGAACAGCUAGCCCACAAUCUGAAACUGAGAACGACAGGGAGGGAGGACGCGUGAGAAGACGCCACGACCCCCUCAUAUACGCCAGGAACGAUAGGCGUACCAUGGAGCGAAACCGUGAGGACGCUCGUCGGGAGGACGACGAGGGAAGAACAACCAGAACGUGGGGACUGGUGAUAAUGGGCACAACCCCAUUCCAUCGUUCCAUCCUCGAGGUCUGGCUGCCAAAACACUUUGACAAGCCAACGGACAUGAGGUACGACGGAACCCAAGACCCACAAGAACACAUUACGGCUUUCGAAGCCAGAAUGAACUUGAAAGGAGUGGGAGACGAGGGCUCGGUGACCAGGUUCUCGGACAUUAGCCGCGCAUUCCUAGCCCAAUUCACAACCAGAAUUGUGAAGGCAAAGCAUCCAAUCAAUCUACUUGGAGUGACCCAAAGAUCCGACGAACCGACCCGGAAAUACCUAGACCGAUUCAACGAUGAGUGCUUGGAGAUUGAUUGGAUGACUGACUCGGUUGCAAGCUUGUGCCUGACGAACAGACUUCUAAACGAGGACUUCAGAAAAUACCUCACCACGAAGCCGGUGUGGACAAUGCAGGAGAUCCAAUGUGUAGUCAGGGAGUAUAUUAACGAUGAAGAAGUCAGCCAGGUCGUGGCUGCCAACAAACGACAGCCCCCUUACAAUCAAACCCGACACCACGGGAGUGGGGAAAGACAAAAGGAACACGCCAGGGACGGCGGUCCGAGCAAGACUCCUAGGCCAUUUUCUCGUGUCGGGAAGUUCAGCAAUUACACUCCCCUCACCGCGCCGAUUACGGAAGUUUACCAACAAAUAGCCGAGAAGGGGAUCUUGUCGAAACCCCGACCUUUGAAGGAACGAACAGGCGGGAACAGGAGCCUCUACUGUGAUUACCACAAGGGAUAUGGGCACAAGACGCAUGACUGCUUUGACAUGAAAGAUGCACUGGAACAAGCGAUCAGGGAGGGAAAGCUAGCCGAUUUCUCCCACCGCAUUAGGGAGCCGAGGAGACGGAACCGCGACCACGAGGGCGAAGACAAGACCCGGGCAUCAAAGCGACACCAAGAGCCAGAGGACAACGACCACGGCCUUACCAUAGUGAACGUGGUAACGGCGAGAAACGCGGCGCCUAGGUCCAAGUCGGCACAUAAGAAAGACGCCAAAGUCUUGGCUAUUUCCACAUCCUCCGCGCGAAGCCCCAAGACACUCCCAUCCAUUUCAUUUAGCCCGGAGGACCAAUGGUUCGACGAGGUCGCAGAAAGCCCUCCCAUGGUCAUCACGGCCAGAGUAGGAACCGGUCUCGUCAAGCGGAUCCUUGUAGAUACGGGGGCAGAUUCGAACAUCAUGUUCCACAAUAUGUUCGACGCCUUGGGUCUGAGGGACGCCGACUUAAAGACCCACCAGCAUGGCGUUGUAGGCCUCGGCAACCACUUCAUCAAGCCAGACGGGAUAAUCUCCCUGCCGACCUCUGUAGGACAAGGCCAAGGGAGAAGAACGGUAAUGGCAGAGUUCGUGAUCCUACGAGACUCCACAGCCUACAACAUCAUCCUAGGGAGGAAGACCAUCAACGACUUGGGGGCAGUCAUCAGCACAAAGAUGCUGCUAAUGAAGUUCAUAACUGAAAAAGGAUCAAUAGGGUCUGUACGGGGAGACCUGGAAACGGAAGUCGCUUGCGACAAUGCCAGUCUCUCAUUAAGAAAGAAAUUGAAAGAAGCGUCAGGAGUGUUCCUCGCCGACUUGGACACCAGAGUCAGCGACAAGCCGAGACCCAAAUAA